Messenger RNA from Python bivittatus (Burmese python), 2550 nucleotides. The record is from RefSeq and is a predicted model, not a curated record. NCBI's taxonomy places the organism in Eukaryota, Metazoa, Chordata, Lepidosauria, Squamata, Pythonidae.
GCAAGACGUUGUGCUCGGCGGCAGAGCUGCGGUUUCUCUUGGGAGGGAUUAAGUGACGCGCUCCGCGCCGGAGGAUCUUCCCGGCAGCGCGGGCGGGUCUCGCCUCCGCCGCCGCGACGGCGCUCUCGCUGCGGCCGCCUCCGCUCCUUCCCUAGCCCUGACCGGCCACCUGCCCCUAUUGUCCCCAAGCCAUGUGACGGGGAGGGUGACGGAGCACUUUUAUUUGCUUAGUCAUCGCUCCCCAGCCCUCUGAGGAGGCGACUCGCUUAUACCCUCCUCGCCCUUACCGAGCCAAGCCCGGCGACGCACCACCUCGCCGGCAGAGAGGGGCAACCUGGACGUUGACAUGGGGACGGAGAGCGGCAGGGCGGCGGUCUUGCUGGGGCAGGCGCGCACCCUCAACCUGCAAACGGGCAACCUGCUCAACUGGGGCCGCUUGCGGAAGAAAUGUCCGGCCACCCCCAGCGAGGAGCUGAGGGAUUGCAUUCAGAAAACUUUAAAUGAAUGGAGUUCAAAAAUCAGCUCUGAUCUGAUGCAGGAAAUUCCAGGCAUUCUUGACUGUACUCUCACACAAGCAGUAGAAAAGAUUAAUCCUGAAGAAAGAGAAGAAUUGAAAGUUUCAGCAAAGCUCUUUGUCACAAGAUCAAACUCCUCAUCAAUCAGAGAAGCAGUGAAUAUGACAUGUUCAGCCCUUGGUGUUGACCAAUUAGAUUCUGUGAUCAUUGCUCCUCCUCCAACUGAAGAUGGAAUUAAUCUUUCUUUAGAAUAUUUACAACCUUACUGGACAGAGCUUGAAAACUUAGUUCAGAACAAAAAGAUUGUUGCCAUAGGGACUUCUGAUCUAGAUAAAACAUUGCUAGAACAGCUCUUCAUGUGGGCACAGGUGAAACCAAGUAGUAACCAAGUGAAUCUUGCGUCCUGUUGUGUAAUGCCACCAGAUCUGACUUUAUUUGCAAAAGAAUUUGAUAUUCAGCUGUUAACUCAUAACGACCCAAAAGAAUUGCUUUGCGAAACAAGUUUCCAGGAAACUCUUCAGGAAAGUCUCCCAGAUUGCCAGGGGCAUGAAUGGACUCCCCUCUGGCUUCUGCGAUAUUCAGUCAUUGUUAAAAGCAGAGGAAUUAUCAAAUCCAAAGGCUACAUCUUGCAAGCUAAAAGGAUCCCAUCAUCUUAAGACUGAUCUUGACAAUUGGCUACUUCUGAGAGACCCUGUUUCUACUAGAUAUUGAACCUAGUAGUAGUUUUUUUAUUGACAGGUUAACAUUAAGAUCCAGAUUACAUAGUGGGGUGGUACUCUGACCCCAUUCUUUCCAUUUCAUUUAUUUUCACAUACUGUAUGGUGAUCUGUGUUGAGAUCCAUUGGCUCACAUGUAGAAUAUUGUUUUUUGUUAAAAUGCUAAUUUGGAGAUAUUAUAUGUAAUCUUUGGAAUAUUUUAAUGACUAAUAUAAAUUUAAAAUCUAGCUAGCUAUAUUUUGAUUGAAAUAUUUUUAUUUGUAAGACAUAAUUGACUUGUUAUACUUUAUGGCUGCUGAGCUGAUAGAGGAUUAAAUGUACCACAUCUUGGUGGAAUAAGCAGUUGAUUUAACCAGCAGUAAAAAUUAAGUGUAUGUGAAAUAUUUAAUAGAGUCAUGAAUUUAUAUUCAGUUCACUGUCCCUCAAAGAUCACUAUCAGAGUUUGCCGUAGCUAUUCACAAUUUUAUUAUGUUCGUUCACUAUCAUUUUCUUCUUGGCAUAUUUCCAGAUUUUUAUUUAACAUCGAAUUAGAUGGCCCUAUUGAAGGGUAGAAUUAAGUUUUUAAAAAUUUGUUUUGCUGAAGUUAAAACAUACUUAUAUUUUGAAAGUCAUAAAAAGAUGUAUUACUAUAUAUAAAUUUCAGCAUUGCACUGAGUGUAGCUUAUCGGACGUUUUUAGGAAUUCUUAAAAAUAACCGGAGAUGCAGUUAAGUUACUUUUCGAAGUUUGUGGUUUCUUCAAAAGAAAUUUAGUGCAUUCAGUACUCUUAAGUACUUAAUUUAAUUUUUUUUAAAAACUGCUGCAGUUAAAAGAAUAUUUUAAUUUAGAUUAUCUCUAAAGAGGCUGGCUUAUUGAGACUUCUGUAGUCAACAAUGUAUAUUUUUUGCCAUUUGAAUGUGUAUUUGUGUGUUAUUAAUGCACAAAUGAAAGUUAUGUAAGAGAUGCAAACUUUACCUGGAGUCUAAACUUUUAAUUUAUAAAUGAAAAUAAUGUUAUAGGCAGCUUUACUAAAUGUUUUAUAAUGUCCAUCAUAACAUAUUCACAUACUUGGAUUCAUUCCAGUGGGUAAACUUCUUAUGCUUUAUAUUAAAACAAUUUUGCAUAAGAGGGUUUAAUAUGUGAUGGUGUUUGAAUUCCACAAUAUAUUAAGCAUGGAAAAAACAUGCUUAAUUCAAAUUUCAGCUUUUACCUUGAAUUAGAUUCUAUUGAUAUCAUUGGAGCGUUAGUGAUAAUUAAUGCAAUGAGGCCAUGUAUCAGGUUACUUGGGAGGAGUCCUUAAAAAAUGAAUACAUCAACUGAAAUAAAAUUUAUCUGACAACA